AGAAGCAUCUUAUGACAUCAUGCUACUGGUGUCACCAUAAGUGGGAGCAUUUCAAAAGCCUGGACCAUAUUUCAAUUAUCCUUAUGUUCCAAGUGACUUAAACGAAGUAUAUGCAUUAGUAGAAAGCAGAAUUGUUUGCUGAAUAAUAGUGAUAUUAAAGAGAAUCAAUGCAAUGAGAAAAUUCCUUAGGGAUAGUAGAACUUUGAUGCCAUGGCUUUUCAUAUUAGUUCUAGGGAAAGGCCUUUGUAAAUGGAAUUGGGGAAACACAGCACCAUCAGAGAGUUCACCCUCCUUGGACUCUCUGCUGACCUCCACAUCCAGGCUCUGCUCCUUUUGUUGUUCCUGGAUAUUUACCUCCUGACAAUAAUGGGGAAUCUGAUGAUGCUGUUAGUAAUCUAAGCUGAUUCUCACCUCCUCACACCCAUGUACUUCUUCCUGAGUCAACUCUCUUUCCUGGAUGUUUGUUUAUCUUCACUCAUCAUGCCUAAGAUGCUGAAGGACUUUCUAUCUGAGACAAAAGCCAUCUCAGUAAGGGGCUGCCUGGCACAAGGCUUCUUUGUGUUCAUCACUUCAAGGCCUGAGGUUUUCUGCUCUCAGUAUUUAAUGGCCUAUGACUGUUAUGCUUCCAUCUGCCUCCCUCCGCUCUAUGGACACAUGAUGAGGAAAAGGCUGUGUGUGCAGCUUGUAUAGGGUUCAUGGAGCUUGGUUUUUUUUAAUGUGCUUAUCAACGUCAUCCUAGCUGCCAACCUGGACUUCUGUGAGAAACAUACCAUCAACUACUACAUCUGUGAGGUGCUCUUUCUCUUUCUUCUGUCCUUAUCUGAUGUCUCCACCAACCACAUAGUCUUGCUCUGCUCCACCCUUCUACAUGGGCUUGGGGCCUUCUUCCUAAUCAUCUCUUCCUAUGCCCACAUUGUCUCCACCAUCCUCAGCAUCAACUCUACUUCAGACAGAAGCACGGCCUUCUCUACUUGCUCCUCCCAUAUCAUUGUGGUGUACUUCUUCUAUGAAUCCGCUUUUCUACGCUAUCUCAUGCCUAUCUCAGGCUCCCCACUGGAAUUGAUCUUCUCUGUGCAGUAUGGUGUUGUCACUCCCAUGCUGAAUCUUUUUGUCUACAGCCUGAAGAACAAGGAGAUGAAGGCAUCUGUGAGAAACACUGAGAAAGUACUUUCCAUGUUACUGGUAGAAGAUAUGAUACUAGGCAGACAUUAUGGGACUUGA
Messenger RNA from Equus caballus (horse), 1221 nucleotides. Lineage: Eukaryota; Metazoa; Chordata; Mammalia; Perissodactyla; Equidae. The record is from RefSeq and is a predicted model, not a curated record.